Magnolia sinica is the source of this 3228-nucleotide messenger RNA. Its product is annotated as phytochrome B-like. Gene Ontology annotation, molecular function: protein binding; phosphorelay sensor kinase activity. The record is from RefSeq and is a predicted model, not a curated record. The transcript is spliced from 3 exons. The coding region runs from base 216 to 3167 and encodes 983 amino acids. Gene Ontology annotation, biological process: regulation of DNA-templated transcription; detection of visible light; signal transduction. NCBI's taxonomy places the organism in Eukaryota, Viridiplantae, Streptophyta, Magnoliopsida, Magnoliales, Magnoliaceae.
AAAAAGAAAACCAUUUAUCCUCCCAUCCCAACCUCUCCUUUGCAUCACACCCAAAACCCAACUCAUCCUCAUUCCAUCCCCCCAAUUUAAUCCAAUCAAACCCGAAAAAACAAAAACAAACAAAAAAAAAAAAAACUUUUUUUUUCCCAUCCCAACCUCUCAUUCAAUCACACCCAAAACCCAAAAAUCCCCACCACCCAAAAUUCCCCCCAGAAAUGCAAGAAAAUCCAUCAAUGGCUUCUGGUAGCAGAGCAGCAUACACUCAUCAAACAAACCACACCAACUCCUCUUCAGGCGCCAGCAUCCUCAGAGUCACCGCCCAACAGAACCGCCACACCCAAGAAACUACCUCCAAGGCCAUCGCCCAAUACACCGCUGAUGCCCGUCUCCAUGCCUUCUUCGAGCAGUCAGGUGAGUCGGGCAAGUCCUUCGACUACUCCCAAUCCAUCAAGACCACCAACCAGUCCAUCCCUGAGCAACAGAUCACCGCCUACCUCUCCAAGAUCCAGCGUGGUGGCCACAUACAGCCCUUUGGCUGCAUGAUUGCCAUCGAUGAAUCCACCUUCCACAUAAUCUCCUACAGCGAGAACGCCACCGACAUGCUCUGCCUCACCCCGCAGUCCGUCCCUUCUCUCGACGGCCCACGUGCUGUCGCCAUUGGCGUCGACGUCCGCUCCCUCUUCACCCCCUCUAGUGCCUGCCUGCUCGAGAAGGCUGCCGGGGCCCGCGAAAUCACGCUCCUCAACCCCGUCUGGAUCCAUUCCAGGAACUCAGGCAAGCCCUUCUAUGCCAUCCUGCAUAGGAUUGACGUGGGAAUUGUGAUUGACUUGGAGCCCGCGCGGACGGAGGACCCUGCAUUGUCGAUUGCCGGCGCGGUCCAAUCUCAGAAGCUUGCUGUCCGCGCAAUCUCGCGGCUGCAGGCACUGCCCGGUGGUGACAUCAAGCUGCUCUGUGAUACUGUCGUUCAGCACGUCAGGGAGCUAACCGGCUACGACCGGGUCAUGGUGUAUAAAUUCCACGAAGAUGAGCACGGGGAGGUUGUCGCCGAGAGCAAACGGGCUGAUCUGGAACCAUACAUCGGGCUGCAUUACCCAGCCACAGACAUCCCACAGGCAUCCAGAUUCCUAUUCAAGCAGAACCGGGUGAGAAUGAUCAGCGAUUGCCACGCCACGCCUGUUACAGUUAUCCAGGACGAACAGCUGCUGCAGCCACUGUGCUUGGUAGGAUCAACGCUGCGGGCUCCACAUGGUUGCCAUGCCCAGUAUAUGGCCAACAUGGGCUCGAUCGCCUCGCUGGCAAUGGCGGUGAUCAUAAACGGGAGUGACGAGGAGGCUGUGGGCAGCCGCAGCUUGAUGAAGCUGUGGGGCCUUGUUGUGUGCCACCACACAUCACCCCGCUGCAUCCCGUUCCCGCUCCGCUAUGCCUGUGAGUUCCUCAUGCAGGCGUUCGGGCUGCAGCUGAACAUGGAGCUGCAGCUGGCGUUGCAGCUCUCAGAGAAGCACGUUCUGCGGACUCAGACUCUUCUCUGCGACAUGCUCCUGCGUGAUUCCCCGACCGGAAUAGUCACUCAGAGUCCCAGUAUCAUGGACCUUGUGAAAUGCGAUGGGGCUGCGGUCUAUUACCGGGGUAAGUACUACCCACUUGGCAUCACCCCAACAGAAGCCCAGAUUAAGGAUAUCGUUGAAUGGUUGUUAGCCUCUCAUGGGGACUCGACCGGUUUGAGCACAGACAGUUUGGCUGAUGCCGGGUACCCUGGCGCAGCCUCUCUUGGGGAUGCUGUUUGCGGAAUGGCUGUGGCUUAUAUCACGCCGAGGGAUUUCUUGUUCUGGUUUCGGUCCCACACAGCAAAAGAGAUCAAAUGGGGCGGGGCAAAGCAUCAUCCCGAGGAUAAAGAUGACGGACAGCGGAUGCAUCCACGGUCAUCAUUCAAGGCCUUCUUGGAAGUGGUCAAGAGCAGGAGCUCGCCGUGGGAGAAUGCGGAGAUGGAUGCCAUCCAUUCAUUGCAGCUUAUCUUGCGGGAUUCGUUUCGGGAUGCAGCUGAGGGUGGCAAUUCGAAGGCUAUGAUCAAUGCCCAGUUCAGUGAUUUGGAGUUGCAGGGAAUAGAUGAGCUUAGUUCUGUUGCUAGAGAGAUGGUUAGGCUGAUAGAGACGGCAACUGCACCGAUUUUUGCCGUUGAUUCGGAUGGUCGGAUUAAUGGGUGGAAUGCAAAAGUUGCAGAAUUGACGGGACUCUCCGUCGAGGAAGCUAUGGGAAAGUCAUUAGUUCACGACCUUGUUUAUAUGGAGUCUGCGGACAGCGUCGACAAGCUUUUAUAUCGUGCUUUAAAAGGUGAAGAAGAUAAGAAUGUGGAGAUAAAGCUAAGGACGUUUGGCCCGCAAGAACCCAAAAAGGCCGUCUUUGUGGUAGUCAACGCCUGCUGUAGCAAGGACUACACAAACAAUAUUGUCGGGGUGUGCUUCGUCGGUCAAGAUGUUACUGGACAGAAACUGGUCAUGGAUAAGUUCAUUAACAUACAAGGUGAUUAUAAGGGCAUCGUGCACAGUCCUAAUCCGCUUAUUCCUCCUAUAUUUGCUUCAGAUGAAAAUACCUGUUGCUCGGAGUGGAACACGGCAAUGGAAAAGCUUACUGGUUGGGCAAGAGGGGACAUCAUUGGAAAGCUGUUGGUUGGAGAUGUUUUCGGCAGUUGUUGUAGGCUUCGGGGCCCAGAUGUGCUGACAAAAUUCAUGAUUGUCCUUCACAAUGCAAUUGGAGGUCAGGAAACUGACAAGCACCCAUUUGCAUUUUUUGACAAGAACGGCAAAUAUGUGCAAGCUCUCUUGACCGCAAACAAGAGGGUUAACAUGGACGGCCAGAUUACUGGGGCCUUUUGUUUCCUGCAGACUGCAAGCCCUGAACUGCAGCAAGCUCUAGAAGUUCAGCGGCAGCAAGAAAAGAAAUGUUUUUCCAGAAUGAAAGAGCUAGCCUACAUUUGCCAAGAGGUAAAAAAUCCAUUGAGUGGAAUACGCUUUACUAACUCACUCUUGGAGGCUACAGAUCUAUCCGACGAUCAGAGGCAGUUUCUUGAGACUAGUGCUGCUUGUGAGAAGCAGAUGAUGAAGAUAAUAAAAGAUGUCAAUUCUGAGAGUAUUGAAGAUGGUUGUGAGAUAGUGGGACUUCAAAGGAGGUGAAAUGCCAAAGAAGCAACAGAUAUCCCUGAGUUUACACAUGAAUAAAUACAUUGGUUUUGUA